AGAUGGCGGGUGAGGCGGUCACGUGGGUUCUUCGGUUGCUUCUUUUUUCUUGCUUGUUCUUGCUAUCCGAUGUUGUCAGUGUUAGACAAAGCGGUUUGUCAUUUCGGCCCAAUGUAUCUCGAUCCCGAAAAGUGAUCGCCUCCUGAUGUGGCCCUUCCAAGGAUGGAAUCUCCGGACGAGAGCCCCAACAGCGCCGAGUGUUCCGACGAUGAGCAACGCUUGCGAACUUACGGCCUGCUGGGUUUCCGAGACCUGUGCAUCAAGAAAGGAUUCCCAAACCUCCGCUUGUUGAGUAAAGAUGAUCUUGCUGGCCUCGUAAAAGAGUUCUAUGAACAGUCGCGAAUCAAGCAGGGUGUAUGCAACGCGCGAUCCCUUCGCAGGUUUCAUCUUGGCCUCACUCAAUACUUCCGAUCGCAGUUUGGCAGCGAUUUUGACAUGGGCCGAGACCCUGCGUUUGUGGAAGCAAACAACUCUUUUGCGGCGGCGAGCAAGAUGCGACCCUCAAGCAAGCUGCCGGCAAAUAUGACACAGACCGCUGACGCUGUUGUCAUUAGCACGGAGGACUUGACAAAGAUCGGCCAGUACUUUUGGCGGGUAAUCAAUACACCUCGAGGCCUUCAGCAGAAAGUGUGGUUCGACCUCAUGAUCCACUUGGGUGCGGAGGGCAUCGAGAACCAACAUUCCAUGCGAAGAGAAUCUUUUGUCAUCCUCAAGUCACAAACUGACGGCCGUAGACGACUGCAAUGGAAGGUGGAGGGAAAGUCUCGUGGUGCCCCCGUGUUCGACGAUCCGGACAGUCCCCUGUGCCCUGUCAAGACGUUCCAGCUGUACCUCAGCAAGCUGAACCUGGCAUGCCCAGCGCUGUUCCAACGCCCCCACGACGGCAUCACCAAGUCUUCCCGUUUCUGGUUUCACAUGUUUCCCCUGAACAACACCAUGCUCGCGCUCAUGAUGUACGACAUCUCCAAGGACGCGGGCCUGAGUCGGGUCUACCCUAACUUCUGCACUCAGGUGCUGCCUGAGAAGGGUCGCUUCUAUCAACUGGCCCGAACUGGGUACUUGUCCCUGGAGAAUUUUUGCGCGCAACCACCGGUCAAAGCGGAAAGUCCCAAGGGGAACGAGACCACACCACCACCGCAGGAGGGGGACAGCAUCCCCUUCAAGCUCUGUGCCCAGUGCCUCACCCCGGUGAAGCUGACUACAACAGCACAGAAAAACAAGGGCAUCCUGUGCUCUGUGCCUUGCUUCGAAGCAUUCAUGAAGGCCAAGGAGAUGCGACAAAACAUCAAGGUGUCCUUCAAGGAUGGCACGCGGGUGCCCCAGUACACAAUGCCUGGAGGGGCCAACAGUCAGUUGGUGGCCUUCAAGAGAGGGGUUGGUGGCACUGGUCCUCCUGAACAAGUGCAGCUUUUAGGCAAAAACAUUCCUCCAGACGUCUACAAGUUCAUCCAGCAAGUGGCCAAGAUCCAAGCGCAGGGACACCCAGCAAAAGAGGGAGUCCCCAUGCUGUUCAAGGAAGACGGUUCCAACAUCGAUGCCAAAGAUUGGUCCCUACCUGCGGAGUUGAUGGAACUCACUAUGAACAUCGGAAAGCAGCAAGGAAACAAGCAACCUGUGGGAAGCUCGCUACUACAACGAAACAUAAAGAGAAUAAAAAUGGAGCCAACCAUCCGGAUCAGAAGCCCAGUAUCUAUGCUGCAGCCCGGUGCCAAAACAGUGCUUCAACCGAGAUGUCACCUUGUGCAGAAAGUGCCCAUCCAAAUGAUCCAGAAAGGACAGCUCAUUCAGAAGCAGACGAUAGUCCACAAGGUGCCAGUCCAACAGAAGCCGCCAGCAAGGCCACCGGAAGCCGCCCCUCCUGUGCAGAUGCAGCUCAAAAUUGAGCCCGUUGUCCUCAAGGGAGAGUCUGGUCAGCAGAUCAAAGUGCAACUAAAGAUGCAGACGGCUCAAGACAAAGUUGAAAGGCCGACAUUGCCCAGCAUGCCCGACACCGACAGAAAGGCGGAGACGAGGCCGUCAGAAGGUGACCCGGCAAAGCCCAAUCAUGAGAAAGAACUGAGCCCCCAAACGGCGUCUCAGCGGCGAGAAAACGUAGUUCUCCACAGCCCAGCAGACAGCAUCCAGGAGGGAGGCCAUCCUGUCCAGAGCCAGCAGAGAGCUUCACCACCGCGAGCCAAUUCCGUCUCGCUCAACAGCCAGCACUUGCGGAUGCCGAGCGGUGUCCAGAAUGGUACUCAGCACUUCCCGCAUUCUCAGCAGUCCCCUGCGGAGGGGAGCAGAGACACCUCGCAACAUUUGCACUCUAGCCCGAAAGCCGCGGAAUCUCAGAGGUGUCAGAACUCUCUAGCCCACCCCAGUCCGGAACCGAGACACUCGUCGCAGCCGAUGCAACAGAGCGCAAUCGCGGACCGUAAGGUGGACGGGAAUGCAGCAGGCUCCCUGCAGGGCAUGAAGGGUUUGGAAGGCCACAUGCACUGGAACCCAGGGACUAUGGGUUCUUCCCAAAACCCGCAUCUAAGCUCUAGUGAUGCCCUGCUGCCUCCGCAUCCGAGCGCGAGGCCCACGGAGUUUGAGACGCACAACCACCAGGGUGCGCCACCCGUGGACACCGUGCGUCACAUGCACCAGAAUUCCAGCAUCAUGAAUCCCGUUCACCGUAAACAUUCGCAGCACCUUGCGCCGGACAGCAUGGAGCCCGUAAAUUCUCAUCAGAAGACUCGCCAAAAUUUAGAAGCCCUUCAUCCGGUACAUCCAGGGGCAGUAGAUUCUCAGAAGCACAUACGCAGGAGCACGGAAUCCAUCGAUUCCCUGCAUCGCAUGCACCAGAAUUUAGGAACGGCCAAUCAGCCCAUGUUACAAAGCCCAGGAAUGGUAGAUUCUCAGCAGCAACACGGCAGUCACGGAGCACUGGAGCUUCAGCAUCCUGUACGUCAGGUGCAUCAACAGAGUGCUGCUACUAACAUGCAUCACGCAGCAGAUGGCAAACGGCCAGCUGUGCAUCAGAACCAGCACUUGCACGGCAGCCAUCAAAGUACUGCAACAAUCCAGUGCUUAGAUUCCGGGAAGCUCGUCCACCACGGCGUGCAGAACGGAGAACCCGCAAAGCUGGCGGACACCUUACACGACGAGGCCUUCCAGCCACGCCUGUACCCGAUGGAGCCAAACAACCUGUACGGCUGCCAAAAUGACAAGUCCACCGCCUCCAAAGAAAAGCAGGACAAGCCCUCUGCCCAGCACCGCCCGAUGGAACCGCUGCAGAUGCUGGACAGGAUGUCCGAGGGCCACUUCUCCCACUUUCAAGCAACCCCAGCUUACCCAGAUUUCCAGCAGAGGUCAUUUGCAGACUUCCAUCAGCAUCAGCCAUGGCAGUUCCCUUCAUCACCCUUCCAGCCUCACAUUCAGCCACAGUCACCGCACACUCCCAUGUCAGGCCAGCUCGAAGCGGGGGAGCGCCACAAGGGCAGCUGGAGCCACCCCACGGCGAAGGGCACCCAGCCGCAGCCGUACGUGCAGGAAUACGUGCCGGACCUGCCCUUUGGCGGCCAGCAGCCCUUCGGUCAGCACUACCAGCCUUACCACCUGUACCAGCCUCAGCAUUACGAGCCGCAGUUGCUUCAGCAAUACUCACCGUUUCAGCAGCAGCACUUUCCCAGCCUUCAGCAUCAUCUACCCGGAGCAGAGCUCGCUGCCAAGCUGGAGAUUCCCAACGGCAUGUAGUGGACGGUCGUCCCCCCCCGCUCUUUGUACAUAGCCACAUUUCACUGCUAAUUCCUCGUUGUAAGCUUCAGUAUUUAUUUUGCACCAUCGUCCCACCACCAUUUACACAGGCCAGCGCUCGUGAUGGUUUCAGGCCUGUCGUAUUCGCCCGUCAGGCCGUUGCAUUCCAAAUCCUUCUGUCUUUUUUUUUUUUUUUUUUUUCUUCUUCUUCUUCUUCUAGUGCUGUUGCUAAACAUCCAAUCAAAAAUGCGCAGGCAGCUCGCAGUUUUCGUGACUGCCAAAAAACAAUCGCAAAGUUUUUUUAUUUAGUGGAUUUUAAUUUGUUUGCUGCGUGCAGUUACACAUUUUAUAAAAACAAACUACUACAGGGAACGA
Ornithodoros turicata is the source of this 4092-nucleotide messenger RNA. RefSeq lists its product as uncharacterized. The coding region runs from base 163 to 3717 and encodes 1184 amino acids. The transcript is spliced from 7 exons. The record is from RefSeq and is a predicted model, not a curated record. NCBI's taxonomy places the organism in Eukaryota, Metazoa, Arthropoda, Arachnida, Ixodida, Argasidae.